UACCACUUUCAACCUUUAGCACAAGAGUAAAACGAUCAAGCUGCAGUACAGUAAACUUUGUAACCUGUCUACCUCUCCAGCAUUAACCAUGGCGCUUCAAGCGAAAACUCUGGUCACCUCUAAAUGGCUGGCCGAUGCUUUAAAGGUUCAGGGGAAAAUGCGCAUCUUGGACACUUCUUGGUUUUUGCCCAAAUUGCGGCGAAACGCCAAGAGCGAGUUCAAGAAGAAGCACAUCCCGGGCGCAGCUUUCUUUGACAUAGAUCAGUGUUGUGAUAAAACUUCUCCUCUGGACCACAUGCUCCCGUCUGAGAGGAACUUUGCAGAUUACGUCGGAAAUUUGGGGAUCGAGCACGACACGCACGUCGUGUUGUACGACGCCAGCCAGUUCGGCGCGUUCUCUGCGCCCCGUGUGUGGUGGAUGUUCCGGGUGUUCGGGCACAGCGCGGUCUCGUUGCUCAACGGGGGGCUCAGGAACUGGGAGCUGGAGGGUCUACCAGUGAGUGACCAGUACGUCAAACCAUCACCGUCCGAGUUCAAGGCUUCCCUGAACCGCUCCUGGAUCAAGACCUACGAGGACAUCCUGGAUAACCUGGACACCAAAAGGUUCCAGGUGGUGGACGCCAGGCCUGCAGGCAGGUUCAGAGGACUGGAACCUGAACCCAGAGACAACACAGAGCCAGGCCAUAUCCCCGGUUCCAUCAACGUGCCCUUCCACUCCUUCCUGUCCACCUCGGGUCACUUCCUGCCCAAGGAGCAACUCCAGGGUUUGUUCGCCCGGGCGGGUGUGGACCUCAGCCUCCCUAUAUGUGUCUUGUGUGGCUCGACUGUUACUGCAUGUAACGUGGCGCUGGCGGCCCAUGAAUGCGGGCACCCUGAUGUGUCGGUGUACGACGGUGGUUGGUCGGAGUGGUACACCCGCGCCGUGCCUGAGAACGUCAUAUCUGAAGGACGGGGGAAACAUUUGUGAUUGGUUCUGGAUAACAGAAGCAGGGGUUGAUGGGUUGGGACUGGAUCAGACUGGUACUGGAAGACAAGAGAAGAAGGACAAUUUUCUUUGAUUGUUUCUAUGUGUUAAGGUUUAAAGGAAUAGUUUGACACUUUGGAAAUACUUUAAGUGUUUGAGUCAAUAUCAACAUAAGGUGCCUUUGAGACUUCCCCAUUUCCAAAAUAAAAGUUCAGAUUUUCCAUUUAAUUUCAUAUUUAUUGUAUUAAAUAGAGGUUAUGCUGUUAGAAAUGCAUGUUGGUCAAGCUCCCACACUUUUUCCCAUGCAAACAGCAAAAUAUGUCCACCCUGUCAUGACAGGGUGGACAUACUUUGCAUUUAAUUUAACAUGGAUGGAACUUCAGUUAGUAACAUGACUCAGUUAGCAAGUUGACUGUUUACUGUUUACAGUUACCCCAUAAUGACAGGGUGGACUGCAAUUUCAGUGACACAUGAAACAUGUUUGAAAUGAUUAUGAAAAUAAAAUAUAUAUGAUCAAAAUGACUCAUUUUAUCAAAUAACUUGUUGUGAACAAUAUAACCAUGUAAUUUUUUUUCUGAAUUAGUAUCAUUUAACCACUAAUUACACACACUGUAGUAGGCGCAGCAGUGUGUGGGACAUGCCAAAAUCACGUACAUCCAAUGAAAAAAAAAAGAAAAAAAAAAAGAGUAUAAAAUGAAGAAAACACAUUUUAGGAGAUUUUCAUUGUACUGAUAUGUGUGUAAAUGUUUGGCCAUUUAUAUAUUAUUGCAUGAUGACUGGGCAAUUCUGAUGAGGACACCACAGGCACUUUAUAGUGAUAUUGACCGUUUAUUUGCUGUCUUGGUGAGAGUUACAUGAGAUGAUUUAUGAAGCUACAGCCAGCCGAUGGUUAGUUUCGUUUAGCAAAGACAGGAAACAGGAAAAAGCUUGCCAUGUUCUACUACACUCAGCACUUCAGCAGUUUUAAAAAUGUACAUGUAAUAUCUUGUUUGUUUAUGUGCACAAAAAUAUGGAUGUCACUUUGUAUUUAAAGUACAGAUAAGAAGUGUGGUAUCAUUUUUCUCAUUUAAUUCGAGAUAGAUAAUAAGCAAAUUUCCCAAAAUAUGAAACUAUUCCUUUAACUCAAAAAACAAAACAAUGGGUAAUCAAAACAUAUAUUUUUGCAACAAAUGGGGAAUUUUGUCAUGCCAAACACAUUAAUAGAUGCCUUGACUAAAGAGCCAGCAAUAUAACACUACACUUGACUUUUUAAACUGUUUUGGAACUGGAAAAGAUUUGUUUACACCUGUAAUACUCAUGUUGGAAUAAAAUAAAGCUGCACAAUCUCAUGUGCUUCGAUCUUCAUUUCAAUUAAAUGUAUGUGAGUGUUAUGUGAGUGUGUGUGUUUUGAAACUGCACUUUAAGUUUGACCAUUGGACUUCAGAAUGCUGAUUAGACUGACACAAACAUGCUAAAAAUUACUUUAUUAUAGACUGUUGAUACAUAUUAGUUGUAUAUUUUGUCUAUAAAUGACAACACCAAAAAACACCAUAUUAUCGGAUGUCCAAAAAUGCCUAAAAUGCUAAAAAAUACUUUAUUAUAGUCUGUUGAUACAUAUUAGAGUAUAGUUGUCACACCGCGGUUGGUUUUUUUGUCUUGUGAAUUUACGGUUUUAUUUUGAAAAGUAACUUCUGGUUUUAUUUUGAAAAGUAACUUCCCUCUCGUUUCAGGUCACUUGCCCUUCCUCCUGUGUCAUGGUCUGGUGUCUUCCCUGAUUCCUGAUUGUUUCUACCUGUGUUCCCCUCCCCGUGUGUAUAUAGUCUUUGUCUUCCCCUGUCCUUGUUGCCAGAGUAUUUCGUCGUCCUGUCGUAUGCGUCCAGCUUUGUUCACAGUCCUGUAUUGAGUCAAGUUAAGUGUGUCAAGUUUUAUUUUCAGAAUUGCUUUUCCUCUGAAACAGAGUGAUUUUUUGUUCAUAGUUUUCUGGUUAGCUUCUUUUUAUUUUCUGGUCAGAGUAACUUUUGUAGUGUUGUUUUCCUCCUUUUGGAGCGUUUUUUGUUUAAUUUUGUAACAGAUAAGAAUAGAUAAUUUCAUAGCCUGUGUGCUUUUCCUCUUCGGAGUGAUUUUUUUUCAAAAUUUUCAUAAAGUAUUUCCUGUUAAGAUCAGAGUAGUUAUUUUUCUCCUCCUUCGGGAGCGUUUUUGGUUCUGUUUGUUUUGUGUUCUUGGUGUGUCUUUGGACCUUCUAGAUUUUCAUAGCUUGUUGAUUUAUCCUGUCUGAGAAAUCUAUUCAGUAAAAUAAAGCCUGUCAUUACUGCUGCCUAUCUGCAUCUGAGUCCUCCUUUUUGCCCAAGCCUGACAAUAGUUUAUCCCUAAAUUACAGAAAAACACCAUAUUUUUGUCAAAAAUUGUCAAAUUUUAAAAUGGCUGAAAAUUACUUAUUAUAGUCUGUUACAAAUUAGAGCAUAGUUUGU
This is a messenger RNA of Centropristis striata (black sea bass), 3411 nucleotides long. RefSeq names its product 3-mercaptopyruvate sulfurtransferase-like. The record is from RefSeq and is a predicted model, not a curated record. The transcript has 2 exons. Gene Ontology annotation, molecular function: thiosulfate-cyanide sulfurtransferase activity. Bases 89 to 967 code for a protein of 292 amino acids. Gene Ontology annotation, cellular component: mitochondrion. Gene Ontology annotation, biological process: transsulfuration. Lineage: Eukaryota; Metazoa; Chordata; Actinopteri; Perciformes; Serranidae.